AUGAGUCUGGCUGGAUUGACCACGUCACUGGCAUUCCCGGCAUACACUGUGAACAUGCUAGACAUUGCUCCGCGUUACUCGAGUAUCAUCAUGGGCGUUUGUAACACUGUUGGAACUACAGCUGGGUUUGUCAGUCCAACAAUAGUGGGAUUCAUUACCCAAGAUAAGGUUGGUAUGGAGUGCAUUUCGAUUGAUUGCAGUUAAACCAAAGCCAAGUAAUUACAAAAGCCAAUCACAGCAAAAGAAAAUGUCACAAAGAGCCAAUCAGAAUUCAUAGUAAAAGCACAAAGCCAAUUCAUUUUACCUAAGAGCAAUCAGCCAUUAAUUUAUCUAGUAAUGCGAUUUAUAAACAUGUAGAUACCAUGUUUUAAUCUGAGGCGAGCAGGGAAACUCAAAAAUCGAAAUCUUCAGGUGAAAGAUUAUUUUUCCUUUUUGAUGACAUUCAGGAACAGAGUAACUCUUAAAACAUUAUAAAGUAAGGCAGAAGAGACCUAGACUAUGCAGUACUUUUCAAGAUACGAGCCCUGAGUAGCCUAGCGUUCAUGCACUCGACCCGGGCCUCCCGCAUAGUCCGCCAUAUUUGCAUUCAGUCUAUAUCAAAUCAUAAAAGCUCCUAAUGUAAAUGCUGUACUCUAAGCUUUCAAAAAAAAUGUUUGACCACAUAUGCAAACUUCCUUUCCUUCUUUUAUAGACUGCUGAAGAGUGGCAAAGGGUCUUUUUGUUAACAUUUGUAAUUUUACUUGGAGGAACUUUCCUAUUUUGCCUUUUGAUGUCCGGAGAACGACAGAAUUGGGACCAAACUAUGAAUAAACCAACAGACGAAAACAUUGAAUCUGAAAGUGCUACUGGUAGCUAGAACAAUCCUAGACAUAGGUUCUUUGCGUACCUUCGUAUACAAUAUACAUAUAUAAUAUAUAUAUAUAUAUAUAUAUAAUCAUUAUUCAUCCGCUGGCGGGGAAACGGGGGGGGGUGAGGGGGUUGGAGGAUUUGGUUGUUUCACAAUACCGUAUAACUGAUCUUGCCACAGGACUCUGUAAUCAUCUUACGAUCCCCCCUCCCCCUCAUUGUGGUAAAUUGACCGUAAAUGUCCUACACUAAUUUAGUGUUAACAACUGAGUUGAAAACGUAAAUUAGCCACCGUAAAGGGUAAAAAAGCUGACGAUUCGAGCGUUAGCCCUUCGUCAAUCGCUCUGACGAAGGGCUAACGCUCAAAACGCUCAAAACGCUCAACUCAAAUUACCUACUAUACUCUCCCACCGACGCAGCAUCACAGCUUCUUUAGAAACUUACCCCUUUAUUUAAUGUCCUAUAGUACUUCGUUUAUACUUUGCUGGCGACGAAUGAUUCCGCCUCCGUUUCCUAUGAAAACCAUGCAAUUCUCCACCCCAAAAACCUCUGCCUCUUACCCUAACCCAUCCCAGGUGAUAAAUAACGAGUGGUUCUUCAGCAAUUUUCUGAGUUGGUUAAUCCAGCCAAUCCGUGGUGAGGAAACCAGUUUGUACGUUAUUCAAUAAAGUUUUCCUUUGUUGUGCAAAAUAGAGUUGAGAUGCAAAAUGAAUGUGUUCUGCAAAAGUGUAUAGAACUUUCCUGCGAGGGAACCUCUUAGUUAACAUUUGUCAAGGUUUGUAUUUGAACUUUUUCUCUAAUUAAACUCUCCGUUUGUUAUUUGUUUUCUUUUGUUUUUUUUAUCAUUGUAUAUUCUCUAUCAAAUCUAAGGUGUCGCAUUUUAAGAUGUUCCGACGGGCGCCACCUGUAAUCCACCAUGUUAAAACCUCAAGCAAACUACUUCAAAAUGGCUAAAUGCUUUUUUAUGACAUACGGUUUAAAAUACAUCUAUACUACCUUACUCUUUGAUAAAUAAAAUGAAAAAUGAUCAAUAGAGCACUAAUGAAAUAUGAUACGUCUUCUCAUACAGUAUUUGGUAUUGUAUUGUUACUUAAUGUUUUUAACUGUGUAGUUAUGAUUAAUUAAUGAAAUUCAAAUUUCCGCUGCUAAGUAGCGCGAAUUGAUCGGCGUAUCUAUGUAUCUUGUUUCAUGCGGACAGCGUAGUAGUUCUAUGCAUCUCCCUGUCAGAGAUUGCACUCCGCUGGACAAAACUUUUAGUUCUAUGAGGACUAUCUUCGGGCAUAAUUCAAAUCAAGUGCACCAUAUUGUAAGUAUUGUCAGAUACGCUGUAAAUAUUUUUACAAGGAUUUAGUGGCCUUAAUUUAAAAGAAUGGCACCUUGUUCGAAUGGGAUUCCGAAGAGGUACGUCCUUUCCGUCUUGGUGUUUUGGGGUUUCUUUACAAUGUACGCGUUGCGAACCAAUCUGAAUGUGGCCAUCGGAGCAAUGGUCAAAAACCACACAGUUGUCAUCGAUGGAGUCGAGACAGAAAAGGUAGAUAACGCUACUCUUACUUGAAUCCCUUGAUUCAAAAUUUUAUUACGCUACAUAAUUAGAGAAAGACAACUCGCAGACUGAUCAUGGAAUAGAAACCGACAAGGAGGUAAAGGUCUGUGGUCCGUGGUUUCGCGACUCAAGGGAUUUUUUCAAGUAGAGAAGGUCAGGGUCUUGAGUUUUCCGAAUAAAUUUAACACCCGCCGUGACCGACUUUACACGUGCGGGUGGCAUUUUUAAAAAUGAUAAAUUCAAGUUUUCAUAUCACCGAAAUCAAAUAACCACAUAGUAACGAAGACUGCUGCUUGUAAAAGAGGGAAGAAUCUUCGCCUGUUAAAUAAAGUAAGCUUUCAGAGCGUGCACUCAGAUUGCGUGGUAUUAAAUAAUCAACUAAAUUCUCUAACAUGUAAGGAAGUAUCAAUGACACUGUAAAAAGCAAUGCCAACACAAUUUUGUUGUUCCUCUUGCAUCAAAUUGACACCACCGACUUUGAUACUGACUGACCACAAGGAUCGCGAAAUAUAUUUCCAAGAUCGUGGUCACGGCAAAAAUCCUUGCCAAUCCGGUCGCCCAUAGCAAGGCUGGAAUAAACAAGUGAUAAACGCAUUUAAACUUUACCCAACUUGUUUCGUCGUCAAGUUCUUUUUCUCGCUUUUUUUUUCCCAGGAGGCAGAAUUUAAGUGGAGCUCAAAAUUACAAGGCAAGAUUAAUUUGAAAUUGUCGUUGUUCUGUGUUGACGUAUGGUAUAUACAUAGAGAAUAAUACAUGGCUGCGCGUAGAUAUGGAAUUUCUUAUAGUGUGUUCAACUAGAGUUCAACACAAGAAAUUCCAUCCUACAAGCAGCCAUGUAAUAUUUUGCAUAUGACAUGGAAGCAACAAGCCUAUAAGGAAAAUCCUUGUAAAACUCCGCAGUUUACAUGAUAAAGUUCUUUAACGAUUCUUGUUAAACUCAACCUCACUUCCUUUACGGAUAAUAAUAAGUUGUGUCACUAUACUCACAGGGGUGGUACUGGGUUCGUUUUAUUACGGCUACGUUGCGUUACAAAUCCCCGGAGGCUGGCUUGCCUUAAAACUCGGAGGAACACGCCUGUUUGGUUCAGCGGUGCUGAUGGCUUCGGUCUUAACAUUAUUAACCCCGUUAGCUUCCAGAGCAAGUGUGGUGCUUCUUAUUGUUGUACGAGUUUGUGAAGGAUUGGUUCUGGUUAGUAUUAGUUUUAAUUACCGAAUUCAUAUACGAAAUAACGCACGAUGGAAAAGUAACAAUCCUAGAUGCAAUUCUGAUUUUAUCAAUAAGCAAGUGGGUUAUGUGUUAGUUUUAUUUGAGCGGUCCUGUUGAAGUGACCGUUCAAUACAGUUAACUAAAAGACACAACGCUAACAGGCCGUUGGGACUCGGUCAAAGAUGACCGCGACCGCUCAAGAGGUGACCGCUUUUUGAAGGUGAAAAUUGCAGUAACUAAGGGGAAAAACUUAGGACUUUGACAACUGACCACAUAGUACAUGGUGACCGCUAAAUACAAUGCGCCCUAAGGCUCGACUCUACAAAGACUAUAACCUCCCACGUUACCUCAGACUUCCCUUUUUUUUCAUCUCUAAUCUGCCUCUCUAGCUACUACCUGGUUUCUGACACAUAUUUGCCAACUAUUAGGGAGUAUUGUUUCCUUGUAACCACGCUAUCUGGAGCAAAUGGGCACCAAGCAUGGAGAGAACUACUUUAGUCACUAUAGCAGUCACAGGUACUUUUCAAACCCGUUCAUUUAUCAUUGAUUUGUUUUAUGGAUCGUUGAAAAUUGGUCUAAAAAAAUUGUUUUCUUGGAUGGAAUUAUACCGAAGAGACAAGAAUUAACCACUGGCGUAGCACAUUGAUGAAGGAUGCAAAAGAUCGGCAUGGAUUUCAAAUGACAAUCUUGAGAAAUCUACUCCUAAAUUUUUACGAGAAGCACAGGUCGCAACGAACUUCCUUCUGCUGGUCUCCCACUCAAUUUAUGGCAAGUUGGUAAAGAAAUAAAGAUAUUUCAAAUCGUUUCCUUCAGCUUGGUUUUUUUCUUCUUUUAAUGGUUUCCCCAUGGUUGGAACAAAAUGUUUUCAAAAAUGCAAAACUUGACAUUUCUGAUUGAAGGUUGCACUGUUGGCAGUAUAAUAACAAUGCCGAUUUCUGGGUUGUUAACAAGAUAUGAUCUUGAUGGUGGAUGGCCAGCUGUGUUCUAUGCAUUUGGUAAGAAAAAUGUUUAAGAUAUACAAAUAAUCCUUAGAUUGCUUUGCUUAAUCAGGCAAAUAAAAAAAGAUGAACCAAUUCUCUAAGGCCUCAAACCGGAUUCAACAGUCAAAGGAAGAAGAUCGAUUGACAUCUAAGCAAAACCGUGAUCAAUGCUCAACCUCAACCGAGCGCAUGGAGAUCAAGUCUUUUAUUCCCCUUCGCGCCCAAACUUAUUUUUAUCAAUCCAAUUUCCAGCAUGACAAUAGCCAAAAAAUAACAAAAAAUUAGGGCCCCAAAAACAUUGCUUUUGUUAAACACUUUGAAACUUCUCUAUUCACAGGAAUAUUUGGCAUCAUGUGGUAUGUGGCUUGGUUUGUUUUUGCGUUCGAAUCUCCAUCAGUUCAUCCUACCAUAACAUAUGACGAACGCUCCUACAUUGAGCUUACCGCCGUUAAUAUGGAAGAGGUUAAAGUCUUUAAGUUCCCUAUUGUUUUGAGAGGACUUAAAAAUGGAUGCUUAACAACAAAAAAUAAUUUUUUAUCGACCAAAUUUAUGAAAAAAAAAACCCGUCAGAUUUUUAAAAUUGUAUUGUUUAUAAUUGGGAGUAAGAACUUAGUUCAAAUAAUUAUUCCUGUUUUUCGACUGGUGAAAAUCCGCGACUGUUAGAAACGAAAAGAUCUCAUUGACUCUAUGUCAUGAAUUCCCUGUAGAAGAAUAAACUUGCUUUGUUUGUAGCUCGUAACACUAAAAGAUCCAGCAGAGUCUUCGGAUAGGAUAGAUUAAGGAAAUGAGAAACUAAGUUUACCCCAAUUCUUCGGCAUAGCGGUUGAAUGCGGAAGAAUCUUGCAAUAAUAUAUGUAUAUAUAUAUAUUUAUAUAUUACUAGGAAACAACUUGCUUUAGACUUGAAUUUUACGGUAUUACAAUUUAUCAACAACUCGAGUGUUUCAUUCGUAGGUAUCUCAUGGUACUGUACCUUGGAAAUCGAUUUUGACCUCGGGUCCUGUUUGGGCCAUCAUUAUAGCCGCUUUUGCUUCCGAUUGGGGCUUAUAUGUGUUACUCAUUUGUGUUCCUCUUUUUCUGAUGGACAUCUUGCACUAUGAAGUUGCAGCGGUGAGUUAUUAUUCAGAAAAUAAUGUAAAUGAUUAACACAAAAAUAUCUGGAUCAUGCCUUGCGGCCACGCAGAAAUAGAUCUGCAGUAAUUAAUACGCUUGGAAGUUAGCUGACAUCGAAAAUUAUAUAAAUGCUUAAUUUAGAUGUGAAGAAGAUAUUCAUAAUUGCAACAUUAAACACGUCCACUGUAUGUCAUAUAUAGAUUAUUCUAUACUAACUUUUGAUUAACAAUAAAAAUUGUUUCGAUGAAAGUUGGGGUAGGCAGUGGCGGUUUUGUUCGUAAAUUUCUUAGGAAGUAGUGUUUGAUUUUGCCUCACUGUUAGUUUUGCCUAAAGUGCUGUCGCGGGAGGAUCUUAACCAGAAUAGUUUAAUUCCGCUGAAUUCGUUUACAAGGCAAACGGAAGUCAUUAUUCGGAGUCGUGCACAAGAAGACUGACGUUCUGAUUGAAAACAAAGUAAAAGUACAAGGCGCGUAGAUUACUUGAAAAAGGAAGAAUUGGUAUUUUUAAGGAAACAUUCUCAGUGCAAACGACGACUUACGAUCCUAUCUUAACUAGAAAUGACUUUCAUGAGAUAUAGAUAUCCCAACUGACAAAGCUCAGACUGUCCCUCAUCAUCCUCCUACUUUCUUUUUUUGCCAUUUCUACCUUUUUUUAUAUUUCAAAGCAAAUUAGAGAAUAGCAACAACUUUUCUUUCAGCCUGGCCCGACCGAAAUUAGUUUACUUUUGUAAUGUACACAUAAUCUUUUGUACGAUUUACUUUUACUCGGCUCAUUUUCUUCGUCUCAGAUGGGAUUUGCGGCUGCCGCUCCGUUUGUUUUCAAAUCUUUAACUUGUCCCUUGGCGGGAGUCAUCGCUGACCUUCUCAGGCGGAAUAUUCUUUCUACCAAGACGGUGAGACGCGUGUUCUACACAACAGGUAUAGCACAAUUUUUAAAAGUGGGAAAUGGUAAAGCAGAAUCCCAGUGGUAUCAGGCGAAAUGCUCGCGAAAUGGUCCUGAAGUAAGAAACCGUUAUAGCAGACCUGAAACGUCUUUUGAGUUACAUGGCGGAUGGCAUUAACAUUAGGUCUUCGUUAUAGUGUAAAUGGUUUUCAUUAUCCUGCGUCCUGUACGUACGCCUUUACUCCUUUUGUCAGAAGUUGAUCACCUUGAUGAACUCUAUGCAAAUAAAAUUGCUUUCUCGUAAAUAUGAGAUUCAAACCAACACAUACAUUUUUUCUUGACGUGGAAUGCCACAGGAAUAGCCAAUAAAACGAAAACAGUCUUUAAUUAACCAAGACAUCUAACUGACGAUCCUCCGCUUGCCAAGUAUACCGGGUACUUUGUAUAUGAUCGCAUUUUGUUUUGCAGGUGCAGUUACCGGUGGACUAUUUAUUCUAAUAGCGGGCUAUUUCAAGAAUCCUGAUGCUGUGAUAGGUUGCAUGUGCGUUAGUGGAGCUGCCCUCGGAUUGGUUUAUGCGGGCUUCCAAGUAAACAUGUUAGAUAUAGCGCCGAGAAACGCGUCUAUCAUCAUGGGCAUCGUGAACGCGGCCAGUAACACCGCUGGCUUUCUCAGUCCCAUGUUGGUUGGGUUCAUAACGCAUCACAAGGUUCGAUCCACUAAAUAGCUUUGCUCGGCCGACAGUAUCACUCUGUUGUGUGUCUUUUCCAUGUGUGUCAUGGUACUCCUCCCUCCUGUGUACUGGUCGAAAGUGAUAUCCAUUAUACAGCUUUGCUCGGCUAAUAGCCUCUUUCUGGCGUAUGGCCUGACGCAGUCCCGUGGUACAUGGACUCAGCCCUCCCCUUUUACACUGGAGUGGAGGCUGAGUAACCUGCCACGAGAGUAUUUUUGACUUUAUCGCCAAAGGAAUGGAAUGUUUUUUUUUCCUCGGUGCAUCCUUAGCUAUUUUAACCACUUAACCGAAAAAGCAGUUUUUUUCUAUAAGAUCUGUACUUAACCUUUGCUUCUUUGCCUCCUGUUGCCUUUCAGACUUCUGGAGAAUGGCGGACAGUUUUUUGGAUAACAUUUCUUUUAUACGUCAUUGGAUCUAUUGCUUUCAUGGCGCUAAUGACAGCUGACAGACAAGAAUGGGACAAAGUUGAAGGGGCUUCGAGAGAACCCAGUUUAGAUGUCGCCACUACACCGUGA
Messenger RNA from Pocillopora meandrina, 7816 nucleotides. NCBI's taxonomy places the organism in Eukaryota, Metazoa, Cnidaria, Anthozoa, Scleractinia, Pocilloporidae. The record is from the annotation of a GenBank genome assembly.